Messenger RNA from Fusarium fujikuroi IMI 58289, 2592 nucleotides. Its product is annotated as related to response regulator Mcs4. Gene Ontology annotation, molecular function: phosphorelay response regulator activity; protein kinase activator activity. Gene Ontology annotation, cellular component: Mcs4 RR-MAPKKK complex. The record is from RefSeq and is a predicted model, not a curated record. Gene Ontology annotation, biological process: osmosensory signaling via phosphorelay pathway. The transcript is spliced from 2 exons. Lineage: Eukaryota; Fungi; Ascomycota; Sordariomycetes; Hypocreales; Nectriaceae. The coding region runs from base 1 to 2592 and encodes 863 amino acids.
AUGGGAGCUACUGAUAUCGCCUCGCGCCUUCGAGCCAAGUUCACCAAAAGGCGACACUCGACGGCGGGUUCACAGGCAUCUUCCAGUCGGAGCAUUACCGACACCACCUCGUCGUCGUUCGGGAGUCGUCACUUAUGGGAUCGCGAUCGUUCUCGAGCUCGUGACGGAGAUGGGGACCAUUCAUCUCAGCGGGCCGUGAGCAAUUCGAGGGGCACCGUGAGUAGCCGGCGUGGCAUGACAGCGACGCCUGAUGGUUCGCAUCGACAGCGAGAAGAUGGCGAUGAUGUUGCAAAGCUCGAGGGUUCUCGGGAGGUUUCAGAAGCAGCAAAGUCGAGCUCAAACUCAAACUCAAAUUCAAAUUCAGAGUCCCCAGCCAAGAGUUCCUCGGAAAUAGGUGCUGAAGCAGCGGUCCCACCCGCUAACGACAAUUCCACAGCACCCGACACCACGAGCGAGCCACUGAAACAGCCGCCGUCUCCGCCUAUAGAUCAGCAGAGCCUCGAUGACCUGGAUGAAGAGCCUGAUACAACCGCCACUAGCUCUAGCGACCAGCUCCCGCCCCAUAGCGAUCUGCACCCACCACAACCUCAUCCAAGACUUCACUUCAAUCAACCACCGCUGCUCUCUCCCUCACUUCAUCCUUCGGAACAGCCUUCACCAUCGCGUCUGCGCCAGGCAAGCUCCAAUCUCGACCGUAUCCACGAAGACUCCCAGGACUCAGAACCCCCAUCACCUACUGCGCGCCCAAGAAAGGUCGCAAGUCUUGAGUUGGACGCUGGUUCUGAGCUUGCUGGUCACAAUGACGACGACGUGUUGAGUCUUGACCAAGCUCCCAACUCCCCAAAGUCUGCCGUCUUUGCGCCCCUGGCGGCAGCAACCUCGACGACAUUUGUCGCACCGUCUCCUGGCCUUCCACAAGCUGGGACCCCUGGCUCUCCGUCACGACCAGCCCCGCCGCCCAGACGACAAAGCUUGCUAUCGAAUCGCCAGACGACAUUGAUCAACACGCUCCUUUCACCAUCCUUGAACGAACCCGGAUACAGCCAGAACACCACAUACGCGCCUAUUAACGGAAAUAUGGUGACCAGAAAGAUAUGGGUCAAGCGACCUCAUGCCUCGCCGACCCUCGUUACCGUCAACGAAGACGACCUGGUCGAUGAUGUCCGCGAUAUGAUUCUACGUAAAUACUCAAACUCACUCGGCCGAAGCUUCGACUCUCCAGACAUUAACAUACGCAUUAUUCCUCGCGAUCAACAUUCAGAACGUAUCCUCAACCCUGAGGAGCCAAUGGGCCGGACUCUCGAUGCUUAUUAUCCAGGUGGACAAACCGUCGAAGAAGCUCUAGUAAUUGACAUUCCAAGGCGUCCGCCUAAAGCUUCCCCGCGCCCUGUCGUUCCCGCAUAUGUUGGGAACAUCUACUACAGCGAGGAUGGCCGGCCUACGGAAACAAGUGAUGGCUACUUCCCUUCGGUCGCCGCCCAUCCUGGCGCUGUCGGCUCACCACAUCUUCCAGUCGCAGUUCCGACGCAUGUUAAUCCUCAGGCCCCGCACUCAAUCGCAGUAUUAGGGACUGGCCAUAUUCCACCUAUUCCGUCGCCUGGUAGAUCGCGCGCAUAUCGCGAACGUCCGGAUCGUCCCAGAUUAGGCCGCACUCAUACAUCGUCGCCAACACUGAUUGCUAAUGGCUCUGCCGUGUCACUGGCCGCCGCCGCCGCCGCGAAUCAUGCGAACCACGGUACGCAGCACUUCAACCCGAGGCUACCGCAUUCACGAACUCAUUCAAACUCUUCAGAUCAACCUGGUAUGCCACCUGCUGCUCCUCCUCUACCGACGCCUCCCGCUCCCGAAACUUCGGCAGUACGUGUAUCGACACCUCCAGUCAGGCCAAUUUCACCUCGACCUACGGCGAAAAUCAAGAAGAGUAAGAAGGCCGAACAUCCUAGUUUACCGCCGGGCAUGCUCAAUGGCGGCGUGCCUCCUAUCAAUGUCCUGAUUGUGGAAGAUAACCCUAUCAACUUGAAACUCUUGGAAGCUUUUGUGAAGCGCCUCAAGGUGCGAUGGUCAACCGCCAUGAAUGGACGGGAUGCUGUAAAGAAGUGGAGGAGUGGCGGAUUUCAUUUGGUUCUGAUGGAUAUCCAACUUCCAGUCAUGAACGGUCUUGAAGCGACUCGUGAAAUCCGAAGAUUAGAAAGAGUCAACUCGAUUGGUGUCUUUUCAUCAUCCCCCGAUGGUGUGGUUACGACGGAAAACCCCGACGAGCUCGACGACAAAGACCGCCUGCAGAAUCCUUCCUUGUUCAAGAGUCCUGUGAUUAUCGUUGCUUUGACUGCUAGCUCCUUACAGAGUGACCGACACGAAGCUCUAGCCGCUGGCUGUAACGACUUUUUGACCAAGCCCGUCAAUUUUGUCUGGCUAGAGCGCAAGGUAAUGGAAUGGGGUUGCAUGCAGGCCCUCAUCGACUUUGACGGCUGGCGCAAGUGGAAGGAGAUUUCUCAAGAAGCUGAGGAGACCGCCGCUGCUAAGAAGGCAGCAGUCGCAGCAGCCAAAGCUAAAUCAAAGAAGAACCGCCUCUCGAUGACCAAGCCCGGUUGA